AUGUCGGUGUUAUUGGAAACACAUGCGUAUAUCUCAGGAAAAACUCCUAAUUUCACAGACAUAAUCACACCUGCUACCAUAUCUUUACCAUCUCACAAUUACGAUAGCAGAACUAUUAAAUCUGUAACCUCAUUACACCAACAUACCCCACCACCACCUCCUCCUCCACCUCCUUCGAACUCUUCCUUUUUACCCGUAACAACUACAAAUCACGACUUGGAUGCUCAUAGUUUAUCAAACAAUUAUCGACCUAAAGCUACAAGAAAACCAAUAAGAUACGAAGAAAGCUUCAAUGAUGGUGCUAUUGAGAAUAAAAAUCACGACUAUGGUACAAUUAUUAUGGAAAUUAUUGAUUCUUACUUGGAUCCAGACUCAACAUCUCUAGCACCAGCAUCAGCUUCAACCCCAGAUGUGAUUGCUAAACAAGAGAAAUUGAUUGAGAUUGGCGACGACUCAGACUUGGAAACUGAUCAACAGAAACAUCAGAAAACUAAAGAGGUGAACACCAAAGUAAACGGCAAGAAAAAGGGGGAUAAGAAGGAUACACCACCAUUGCAAUCUAUGUCAUCUGCGUUUAUUCAAGAAAGUUAUUCUCAACUUUUCUCCAACUUUGAUGACUUGCAACAAUCAAUAAAUAACUCAAACUUUGAAAAAGAACAAGAAAACCAAAACCAAGACCAAAACCAAGCAACAAUAACGUCUUCAUCGUCUUCAUCGUCUUCAUCGUCUUCAUGCUCGCCUGAUAAUUCUCACCACCUUCACAUUAAUGAUGUUCAUCGCCAGCGCAGCCACAAUCAUCAUCCUCAUAAUAAUAAUAGCCACCACCACCACCAUCACAGCCAUAGCCACAGCCAUAGUCACCAUAGCCACCAUCACAGUCAUCAUAACCACCACCACCACCGCCGCCGCCGUAAAUCCAAAUGGUCUAAAUUGAAUAAAUUGCGUACAUCAUUUACGGAGAAAUUGAAAUACGAAUUAGAAACAAAUCCAACGGCAAAUCAAGCUCAAUCAGGUUUACUCAACUUUCAUCACUUUACGACAACUUCAUCCGAACUGGAUGUUGAAGACGAAAUUAUGUUGGAUUUGGAAGAAUACAGAGGAAGGAAAUUAAAACAAUGUAAAUCAGUUACAUUACCUCUUCCGCGUACUACGUCUGCUUCGAAACGAAGAGUGAGGAUCCAAGAACAGCAGAACCAAUAUAUCUAUCCGAGCGCAAUUCCAACUAUUAAUAGUGGGAAUAGUACUGGCGCUAAUAUGAAUAAUGGCACUAACAAUUGUGGUAAUACUAUUGGGUUUUCGGGAUUCAGGAGAGAACUUAGUAGAAAAUUUCACAUUUUCAAAUAA
Lodderomyces oxycetoniae is the source of this 1344-nucleotide messenger RNA. RefSeq lists its product as uncharacterized. Bases 1 to 1344 code for a protein of 447 amino acids. The transcript has a single exon. NCBI's taxonomy places the organism in Eukaryota, Fungi, Ascomycota, Pichiomycetes, Serinales, Debaryomycetaceae. The record is from RefSeq and is a predicted model, not a curated record.